GCAAGCUCGCAGCAUCACCCUAACCGACUCUAAUUCGAACCUAAUCCGAUCACUCUCGUCAACCCAUAUCCACCACAAUGCCCCCCAAGCAAAUCCACGGAAAGGGCGGUCGCACCCUCGCCGAGCCCAGCUUCGCGCGCAAUGCUAUCCGGACAUUUACGAGCGCGGAGAACAGGGGUGUUGUCUCUGCCGUUGGCAUGUUUGCUAUUGGCGUCGCAUUCCUGCACAGCAGCUGGGCCGAGAUCCUUCUUCCUGCGUAAACGACGGACCGCAGUCUAAACAUUACGAGACGAGCAGGCCGAGAGGCGAGCUGCCAGAGGAUAGGAAGCUGCCAAGAUGCGAAGCUACUUGAUGAAUCUUUACAACAUGUAAAAAGUACGGUCUUUGUUUGGGCUGGAAAGCAUCAGAAUGGCGUUCAGGUACACCUUGGGGGUAGGCAGACCCAGGUCCAAUCUAUCCGGCAAAUGCCAUGGACUUGUAACAUAUGUGUAUAUCACGACUCAUCACACACACACACCUUCGGU
Messenger RNA from Cucurbitaria berberidis CBS 394.84, 524 nucleotides. RefSeq lists its product as uncharacterized. Lineage: Eukaryota; Fungi; Ascomycota; Dothideomycetes; Pleosporales; Cucurbitariaceae. The record is from RefSeq and is a predicted model, not a curated record. Gene Ontology annotation, cellular component: mitochondrial outer membrane translocase complex. Gene Ontology annotation, biological process: protein import into mitochondrial matrix. The transcript is spliced from 3 exons. The coding region runs from base 78 to 260 and encodes 60 amino acids.